AUGGUAAGCGGGCCGCAUAGCUGCAACCUGCUUUGUGCAAGAGCUGAAUGGCUGGCCAAGCAAGGCAACCGAGAGCAAAAAAAACCAAGGCAAAGGCGCGUAUUCCUCUGUUCCUUCCUACAAGGCCACCCAGAUGAGAAGUUGAGUUACGACAUGUGCGAUGAAGGAAAGCGUGGCCUUGGAAGAUUAUGGAUAGCCACAUCGCUAAAGACGGCCUCUCCUUCAUCCUUCAAGCAUAAACCUGGUUUUUGGCAUGGCGCAAGCAAGCAAGUACAACCAAUAGAAGAACAUAGCCAGGGAACAGUGGCAGAUGUCAUGAAGUGUCGAAAAGACUCUCAAGAUGAUCGUUACGACGGGCGAACGCAUGCGAGCCACGGUACAGACCCAGCGGAACUCAAAGGAUGA
Molecule: messenger RNA, 405 nt
Organism: Aureobasidium melanogenum CBS 110374
Lineage: Eukaryota; Fungi; Ascomycota; Dothideomycetes; Dothideales; Saccotheciaceae
Exons: 3
Coding region: 1-405 (134 amino acids)
Source: RefSeq, a predicted model, not a curated record